UGAAACUUCCUCCUCCUCUUGGAUUUUCGUCGUCACGAUCGGGGUCUUCGUUCUUGUCUUUCUUUUCUGCUCCGUGAUAUUUUUCUUCACCAUCAUGGUAUCAGAUGAUCAGGAAACGACAAUCUUCGAAGGCCGUAACUCAAGCGGUGGCCACAAAGACAACGGAGCUGUGGCGAGGCCGCUUACCCGUGCAUCGCGUAGGACUACUAGGGCUACGCCAGUUCCAGUGGCGUUACAGGCACCUGCAGACACAUUGGUCUGCACCGUCUCGAACAUGCUACGUCCCGAAGCGUCAGCGCUGCCGCCUGACGGCCUCUGCGACGUUUUGUUCUACGAGUCUUUCUACAAGGACGACAUGAACAUCCUGGGCGAUGGCUACGCCAAUCUAGAACCGAGCGCACGGCACUUCGUAGACCAGGCUUAUCACGCUCAGAAGACCCUGUAUGGUGCCUCUUUCGCGUUCACGAGAACGUACUCAACGCCAGACUUAUUGAUGACACGGGAGUUCUACGAAGCAAUCGAUGAUUUUUGGGUUCGCAAGAUCCACCACUUCGGAUUCCUGAACUUGUACCGCAAGUUAUCUGCUCCGGAAGGGGUGAAGGAUGCCCUGUUGGCACUCAAAUGUACGGCGCUGCCCCGAGAGGUGACGCGCCACUCGCCGGCUUCAACGAUCCCAUCGAGGCAUCAGCCCCAUGAUCGCAUCCACCUUCAUGGCACGUCGCGGCCCGGCUGUCCGUGCCGAUCACGAGGAACUGCACUCUCACAACAAGCUCUUCGAGCGACAAAGGACAUUUUCGUACCAAAUCCUGGGAUUGUAUAUAGACUCCUUCAACUUUCCAACCGUGGUCGACGACACGGCGCUUUUUAUAAGCGAGAAAACAUGGAGCGGCUCCGAAGCAUAGCCAAGCUGAUCCCAGGCUUAUCUUUAUCCCUCUCGGUUGGACUCAGUGGGCGCUACUACAAUCCGUCAGCACGGUCGUCAGCGGUCGCCUCGACAGGAGAUUACGGGCUCUUCGCAAAUUGCAGUGACUUCUCCGGUCCCUUUUACGAUGAUCCAGCAAACGUCUGCCCAAGUGUCGGCGGAGGGGAUUGGGAAUUUGUCGGCGACCUCUUCUAUCUGUUCGCGGCUGUGUACAGUAGGACACUGCACAGAACGCUGACCUACGACACGGCGUACUUGAUCCAACACAAGGUGUGUCAUUCCAAAACCAAUUUCACAGACGUUCACUUCCGCCUGGCCGCCUACGACGUCGAUUUUGACUCGUCGCCUGAAGCCUGCGAAGAGAUGGGCUUAGGCGCAGGCGCUUUCAGGCGCCUCUCUACCAUUCGCCCGUUGAGUAACUACCUUCUGAGCCGAUACGAAAGCACCGACAUGUGCGUGGUCAUGAACUUUCCCGCAAGUCGAGCAGUGUGAUAGCUCACACGGGCUGAAGAAUAAAAGGA
Molecule: messenger RNA, 1443 nt
Organism: Dermacentor albipictus
Lineage: Eukaryota; Metazoa; Arthropoda; Arachnida; Ixodida; Ixodidae
Source: RefSeq, a predicted model, not a curated record